Molecule: messenger RNA, 766 nt
Organism: Jatropha curcas
Lineage: Eukaryota; Viridiplantae; Streptophyta; Magnoliopsida; Malpighiales; Euphorbiaceae
Source: RefSeq, a predicted model, not a curated record
AUGGAAGAAUUAAAAUUAAAGUCCCCAUUGAUCAUAGCAGUAUUAGAUGAUUCAAAAUCCAAUGAUAUAGUUGCUGCCAAAUUAGCUUCAUUUCUGAAAUACCCUCUCAUUGAUCAAAAUGAUAUCACUAGAGCCCUUCUAAACUUAAUCACACCAACCCAACUCCCUGAUGAAUUAACAAGCAGCUUACCUUUCGAAACUGUUUGUCAAAUCACUUCAACCCAACUCGGUUUGAAUAUCAAUCUUGUCCUCAAUCUUGCGCUCUCCCACAGUGCUCAUCUCGAAAAAUUGGUAGAAUUGGCAAGUUCAAGAAAAGCUCAUUUGAUCAUCAUGGAAUGCGGAACCCUGAAGAAUAAUAAUCGCGGUUAUGAUAUUGAGCGAGUGCCAAAGAUUAGAGUUGAUAAAAAUUCACUUGAUGUGCAGAAAAUUGUGUCUGAAAUGUUCAUUUUACUGAAGAAAAAGGAUCAAAGCCUGGAAAAAAGCAACAUCAGACAACCGACAAAUGAUCACUUGCAUGCGUUGAACUUUUAUGACCAGCAGAAAAACAUUGAAUUUGAAUGUAGAAGAUGCUCAAGACCCUGUGAUGGCACUUUCUAUAAAUGGGAAGAUUGCGAUGAAUUUACGCUUCACAAAGUUUGUGCAGAGUCUGCUUCAAAAACAUUCAUUCCAUGUGCAUGCCUAUGGAAAGCCAAGCCAUCGAUGCUAUUAUUAGCAGGAAAAUGUUAAUCAAACAAGAAUUGAGGAGGCACAGGCUUUAUGAGUUGAA